This is a messenger RNA of Ochlerotatus camptorhynchus, 1057 nucleotides long. RefSeq names its product Rieske iron-sulfur protein (gene RFeSP). Gene Ontology annotation, molecular function: quinol-cytochrome-c reductase activity; 2 iron, 2 sulfur cluster binding. The transcript has 4 exons. Lineage: Eukaryota; Metazoa; Arthropoda; Insecta; Diptera; Culicidae. The record is from RefSeq and is a predicted model, not a curated record. Gene Ontology annotation, cellular component: membrane. Gene Ontology annotation, biological process: mitochondrial electron transport, ubiquinol to cytochrome c. The coding region runs from base 168 to 968 and encodes 266 amino acids.
AAAACCGUGCGAAAAAAGUCGAAAAAGUUCCCUUUGCGUCGUUCCCGAAGUCGCAGUCAUCUCCAUCAGCAGUGUGCAAAAGUGCUCUUCUGCCGUAGUAAGACCCGAAAGGAAGGCUUUUCAAGGCCCCGUAAGCAGAGAAAUCGCGGAACACCCAUCAACCGAGGAUGAUCGGAAACCUGGCCAAGCUGUCGUACGUGCGCGGAGUGUCGCAGACCGUCGCGAGCGGUCUCAAGGCCGCAGCGGUGCCCGUCAAAGUCGAGGCUAAACCAGUCGUCGCAGGUCAGACUCCUAUUGUUGCCAGCUCGCCAAACUGUGCACUGCCCCGGUCCGUUCUCCGGGUGGUGUCCGGAGUUGCAGUUACCGGCCAAAUCCGUCUGGCUCACACCGACAUCCAAGUGCCGGAUUUCUCUGACUACCGUCGUGAACAGGUCAAGAGACCCAAUGCCAAGAAUGACUCAGCUGAUGAACGCGCGGCAUUCACCUAUCUGCUUGUGGGAGGUGCCGUCGUCACCACCACCUACGUCGCCAAGUCAAUGGUGUCCACCUUCAUAUCUUCGAUGAGCGCUUCGGCCGAUGUGUUGGCCAUGGCCAAGAUCGAAAUCAAGCUGUCCGACAUCCCGGAGGGCAAGUCCGUUACCUUCAAAUGGCGUGGCAAGCCGCUGUUCAUCCGCCACCGCACGGGCGCUGAAAUUGCCGCUGAAGAGUCUGUCAACACUGGAACCCUCCGUGACCCACAGGCCGAUGCUGAACGCGUCAAGAAACCACAAUGGCUCGUUGUGAUUGGUGUCUGCACGCACUUGGGAUGUGUGCCAAUUGCCAACGCCGGAGACUACGGUGGAUACUACUGUCCAUGCCACGGUUCCCACUACGACGCUUCUGGCCGUAUCCGUAAGGGACCGGCUCCGCUCAAUCUGGAGGUGCCCUACUACGAAUUCCCAGAGGAUAACCUGGUCAUCGUUGGUUAAGCAUGCAAUGCUUUUAGGUGAUUUUCCUUUUGUUUGUACUAGCGAGGCAAAACCUAUAUUAACUUUAAUCAGAAGUUGUGCGAACGAAA